GAAAAGUUUCAUUCAAGUCAGUUUUUUUUUUAAUUUUAUAGCUAGAUGUGAAGUGAUUGUGAGUUGAAUGGUUGCGAGUUUGACAAGCAAAUUAGGAAGAUUUGAGUUCGAUCUCCAUGUGAUGAAAUACUUUUCUGCAAAAAUGUCGUCAUCGGACAGUCAGUCAGUCAUCAGCGAUCAACCGGAGAGAAUGAAGCACCCACUGCGAGACGAGUGGAGCUUCUGGUUGUUGCUGGGCGACAAGCAGAAUUGGGAGGAUAAUCUGGUGGAACUGAGCAAUUUUAACACCGUCGAAGAUUAUUGGUGCCUCUACCACCACAUGAAGGUGCCUUCAGAGCUAAGGUUGGGCCAGGACUACAUGAUCUUCAAGAAGGGCAUCCAGCCAAUGUGGGAGGAUCCUCAGAACAAGAAAGGGGGCCGUUGGUUGAUUAUGCUUGAUCGACUGACGAAUGCACAAAUGGACGCCAUCUGGGCAGACACGGUGUUAAUCCUAAUCGGAGCUACCUUGAUGUGCACGGACGAUAUAAGUGGAGUGGUCGUCAAUGUCAGAGAUAAGAAUAAAAUCUCUGUCUGGAUGAAGACUAACGAUCCUGAGUCAGUUCUUGAGGUGGGUAGGAAACUGAGAAAGCAGUUUAAGAUACCUUACAAGUUCAAUUAUUAUAAGCACAAUACUGGUAAGGCUAUGUACUCUAUGUAACUUAAAAUAUGAAUAGAUAUAACGUACUAUGUUUAUAUGUUACUAUGUCAUAGUAGAUAGUGUAUGAAAAUUAAAAAUUGAAUUAGUCUGUCAGUUAGAUAACUAAAAAAUAUUAAUAUCAUUAGAACUAAAAACGGGAUAUUUACCAUAUUUAUUCGUUUUUGUUAUUAUACAACAGUGCCGAAAUAUCUACUAGUGACCAUGUCAGUAUAAAAAUGUUAGAUACGUACUUUUUUAUUUUGUCAUAUAAGGUUACAAUACUUAGAUAUACGAAGUUAUGUUUAGGAGCAGGAGGUCGUUACGUCACGUUACCAUAUAAAAUAUAGUAAAUGACGUGACACAAUAUUCCAAAUCAAUGUACGAAAGUAUUUAAUGUUGUAAGAACAGAAAAAAUGCGUGGCUAAUGUUUUUUUUUUUUUUUUUUAUGAAACAAGCCGGUAAUCGAGCAGACAUAUUACCUGAUGGUAAGCAAUCGCCGCCGCCCAUGGACACUUGAAACACCAGAGGCGUUACAAGUGCGUUACCGGCUUUUUGGGAGUUAGGAAUUUAAGGGUUGUUGUUCGGGAAUCGGGGAUGGGGAAGAUUGGGGCUCCGGUAACCUCACUCACACAACGAAACACAACGCAAGCGUUGUUUCACGUCGGUUUUCUGUGAGGCCGUGGUAUCACUCCGGUCGAGCCGGCCCAUUCGUGCCGAAGCAUGGCUCUCCCACACUUAAAAAUAUAACACCAGACGGACAUUAAAAACAAAUUAGAUACUACCCUAUUGCAUUUGAAUCACGUAUUACAGUUGCGUAAUUCUGGCUUAUAAAUUCGAUUUUUAUUUUACUAUAUUUUAUUUUAAUACAUAUAUAUAAUACAUAAUACAAGAAAUGAAUAGACAAAUCAGUCUGGUUUUAUUAAAAAAAACACAUAAUUGUGGUUUUUAAUCUUAGAAUUGCUUAAGUUCAACUGUUGUAGAUACUCAGAGACAUUUAAUAAAUACUUAAACUGUUAUUACUUAGAAACAAUUAUGAAAACAUUUCCUACGUUCUAGGUAAAGUAAACAUUAAAUAACUCUGAGUAAGGCUAUUUGUGUUUUUAGUUUCUUUUUUUACUACUGAUUUCAAUUUUAAUAGCAUUUUACAAGUGAUGUUUGUAUUUAUAUGUUAGGUAAUUUGACUGGUACAUAUAUUAUAUUAGAUUAAAGUUUUAAAUAUUUUACGUCCGUUGUAUAAUUGUAUACCUAAUCUGUGUUACUAAGUAGGUAUAAGUACUCAAAAAUAUUUGUUAUUUAGCCGUCUAACCGCCUCGUAGAAUAAUCUCAAUUGCGUUAUAUAGGGUGACUGAUAAUUAGUGAACGAUAUUUAAACACGUGAUUGUACUCAUGAUUACAAACAACUUUCCCGUAGAAACUUUUUUUUGUAUACUCAUUAGUUUUAUUUUUAUUACAAUAAAAAAACAACAAAAUUUCGCGCGCGCGAGCUUUCACUAAUUACCAGUCACCCUAUAUCUUAAUGAUAGAUAAUGACGAAUGGGCCACUCAUGAGUUGCUUACGAUACAAGCAUUCUUUUGGUCUAUCCCCUCUAGAUAAUUACAUUCAAUUUCUUUUCGAACGAGUGAAUAGAAAAAUUCAAUGUUUGAUGUAGUUUAUCGAAUGUCAAUUUCAACUAUUCGUACGAGGUAAUAGAAAAUUAUAUGUAUAGAGUUGAAAUGCCAUUUAUGUAUGGGGGUAGAGCACGCUUUAAGCAUUAUGUUUUGUGAUAAAUAUGCGGUUUUUUAAUGAAUACUUACAAAAUGUCAUCAAUACCUUUAGUAUGAAUUUGCAUCAACCAAUCAGAGCGCGUUCGGCGCUCUGAUUGGUUGAUUCAUUCGAGCCGGCCAAUCGGAGCCCCGAACGCGUUCUCGUUUCGAUUACGUUAAACGUAAAGCAAACACGUACUAAGGGCACUGAUACCUACAGGGCUUUGAGUACUUGAGAAGUACAUUAUUAUGUAACGUAUUUCUGUGAUAAUAUAAUAUUUGUACUUACUUGUAUAUCUAAGUGAUAACAUGAAUAAAUAUUAUUUAGUCAAAAUGUUU
Spodoptera frugiperda (fall armyworm) is the source of this 2758-nucleotide messenger RNA. Its product is annotated as eukaryotic translation initiation factor 4E1-like. Gene Ontology annotation, cellular component: cytoplasm; eukaryotic translation initiation factor 4F complex. The transcript has 5 exons. Gene Ontology annotation, biological process: translational initiation. The record is from RefSeq and is a predicted model, not a curated record. The coding region runs from base 68 to 697 and encodes 209 amino acids. NCBI's taxonomy places the organism in Eukaryota, Metazoa, Arthropoda, Insecta, Lepidoptera, Noctuidae. Gene Ontology annotation, molecular function: translation initiation factor activity; RNA 7-methylguanosine cap binding.